CAAUAACACCGUGUCUAGCUAAAAAAAAUUCAGAUCAGAUGUUUAUUAUUUAUAUACAGUAACUGUUAUGAACUCUGAACUUUAAUGGACGCGACCAUCAGAAAAUAAAAACAACGUCAGUUAAGUUGUGGUAGCCAGAACUACACCGUGUCCAACGUAGGGAUGUGCAGAAAAGAGGCUGCAGAAUGUUCAUGAGAAAGGUGUUACAUUUUUCUCCUAGAUUAGCGGAACGUUUUCUUUGGCGAGUUCCGCAUGCAGCUUACUGUAAUAAACAGAAUGAUAAACAGAGUGACUGUGUAGACAAGCCCCCAGGAUAUGUCGCCCCACUCCAUGCUCUGAUGGCGAAAGAAGCAGAAGACUACUUGGCCAACCUGGAUGAGGAUGGAUUGAACAAAAUGGAAGAAAUCAAAGAGUUGAUGGAAAAGUUGAGACUUGAAAACAAAAGGGUACCAGAUGAAAUUCCCCCGAAAGCAUGGAAACAGCUGAUAACUGAACAUCAAACUUAUUCUUCUAGAGUUAGACUGUUAAACAAACUAUUUUUAGACGAGGUUAGGCAAAGAAAAGAUGCGAUGAAGAAGCGGGAAAAAGCUAAAAUAAGACAAGAACUGAAUGAAAGAAAAACAGAACAUCCAAGUUUCAGUAUUAAUGUUCCAAGAAGAAUAAAGGAAGCUAGAGGAUGGAAGGGAAUCCAGACAAUGAAGUCGGAUAUUAAAGUUGUGAUUGAUUUAGAUAUUGAGCAAAAUAUGAGGGAAGAAGUUGCUGUUUUUGAUCAGAUUCAGAUGCUUUGGUCAGAUAAUUUAAAACAUUUGCAACCUUUAAAUAUUCAUUUAACAAGCAUAAACAAAAACAAUCGACUCAGGCAAAUAUUCCAGGCAGAGAAGUCAGUGUUUGUGAACACACAUGAGAAGGAUUUUAAGGAAGUAUUUCCUGAUGAAGAUUUAGUUUAUUUAUCUCCAGAUGGACCUGCUCUGAAACAGUUUGACCCAAACUGCACUUAUAUUAUUGGAGGUCUUGCUGAUCUUUCACCAAAAAACAGGGUAACGUUUGGUAAAGCGAGGAAACUUGGCAUCAGAUGUGCUUCAUUUCCAAUAAGAAAAUACUGCGAUUUAAGCAUUAGAAGUCCAUGUACAGUGUUGACAUUGAACUGUGUUUAUGGUAUUCUUCAAGACAUGUACCUGCAUCACUCAUGGACAACUGCUUUUCGCAACAAUCUUAGGUCCAGUUUUUUUCUAUAUGAAGACACAUUAGCCCAACAAAAGAGUGAAGUGCUCGAGAAAGAAUGGUCAAGAACAUUUGAGAGAAAUUGGAAAAGUUUGAGAAGUACCAAAUAUUAGAAAGAUACUUUUCAAGAUAAAUACAUACAGAAUGUUUUUUAUUAUGUAUUUUGUGUUGACUUUCUAGAAAUGGAGAUGAAUAAAUUGAUUAUUUUAAA
This is a messenger RNA of Mercenaria mercenaria, 1432 nucleotides long. RefSeq names its product tRNA methyltransferase 10 homolog B-like. Gene Ontology annotation, cellular component: nucleus. The transcript has 5 exons. Gene Ontology annotation, biological process: tRNA N1-guanine methylation. Lineage: Eukaryota; Metazoa; Mollusca; Bivalvia; Venerida; Veneridae. The coding region runs from base 186 to 1334 and encodes 382 amino acids. Gene Ontology annotation, molecular function: tRNA binding. The record is from RefSeq and is a predicted model, not a curated record.